AAUGAGGGUUGAGGUUACAGCUAGGGUCGGCUGUAGACUUGUUGCAGACGUGUUAUUGUAAAUUACGGUUGGGUCUUGCCUUGGUUGCAGCCAUGUUACGAAGGACGGUUAGGUCAGAAUAUUACCUUUGCUGUAAUUUUCUUGGUCAGGUCGCUAUUCUGAAUCAUUGUUAAGUCAGAUUGCUGUCACACAUUAGUCAUACCAGGCAAGUGAUUUGAAUUAUAACUAUAUUGGGUUAUUGUAUUGAAUUUAGGCUAUCGCCAUGAAACAGGAUUAUGUCCUGAAUUAUAGUCACGUUGAGUUGUCUGGAAUUAUGGUUAGACUAUGUCAGGUUAUGGGUUUUGGUUAGAGCAAUGGUGGAUCGCGGAGGGUUGGCAGUGGGUCGUAGCUCCUUGGGAAAAAUAUUCCAGAGCAGUUUGCUGGACAGUAGCCGCUGCUCAUAUUAAGCCAUGUCAUCGAGGAAUAUUGUAUUGCAACUGAUCUAAGUAGAAAAAAAUGAAAUCGACCUUGAUGAGAAGACAUCAGAUGUAUGAUUGGAAUUGUGUGGGCAUACUACUUGAAUUGGCCUUCAUUGUCUGUGCCAUGGUUGAACCUGGUUUGCCACCUCCCAGACUGCCAAAACCCUUUAAUGAGAAGAAUUUGCACUUCAGCAAGCUGUACAAAUGUAUAAACGAUGUAGGCCAGAAAGUAUUGAUUGAGGUCCUGAGAGCCAUCUGUGAUAAGGAGGACUUUGAGAAAGGAAUUAUUACGGUGAAGGAUUACUGCUUUGUGAGGCUAAAAUGGUCAAAUACUAAAGUAAAGCAGUCCAUUAGCAAGAUUGAUUUACCGCAGAUGGAUAAUGACAUGCGGAAAUAUGAUUUUAAUUUCGGAUUUUGUCACAAGAUCAUAAAUACAAUACUGAUUCAUGUCUGUUCUCAGAUGGAUGAAAAGCACCAAAAACAGUUGGAACGAUUGAAGGUGCAGAGGAAUGAAAUAUGUCAUCAAAAUAUAUAUAAUACUUCUUGGAAUUUGGAAGAUCGUGUAAAUGAACUGAGGCAAAUAUAUAAGGAUAUUUAUGAAGGAUUUGGAAAAGUUUUAAGCCAAGAUUUUUCCAAAAGUAUUUCUGGCAUAAAUGAUAUCCUAACAACAAUUCUGAAUACACAAGUAAGGCAAGAUGAUUUAAAAACAUACAUGGAAAUAAUUGAAGAAUGCAGAAAUAGCAAAAUUUCGCAGAUGCUUGAUGCUGGCCAAAAAGAGCAGAAGUCAUAUUAUGAAAACCUGCAGUUGCUGAAUCCUUGUGUUUGGAUAAAUGAAGCAGAUUACAAAAAAAUUAAAGUUGGGAAAAUGCAAAAGUUCUGUAUUCAAAAUCUUUUCACACCUCUACAGUUGAAUCUUGAAGGAAAUGUAGCAAUAAUAGACAUAAAAGACCUUUUAACAAUAUCAGCAAAAAGUAGUGGAUCAGAGAAUGCACCCACUGCACUUAUACUCAUGGGUUUGCCAGGUUCUGGGAAGACCGCGCUCUUGCAUUAUUUGAUUCAUGUUUGGUGCAAGCAGGGAGAUGAAAUUAAUCAAAUCGGCAAUUUUGAUUUAGUGUUUUUUAUUGAAACAAGAACUGUCUCAAAGAAAAAUCUGGUUGAGUUUUUACAGACACACAAAAUGUUUGAGAAAACAUGCAAAAUCUUUGACCCAGAUGAUAUCAUAAUAAUAUUAAAAUGUUUAAAGCUCUUAUUUAUUAUUGAUGGAUUUGAUGAGUGUAAUAAUGAAGCUGAUCAGGUAGUAGAAGAUAUUUUUAGUAGAUUUAAUGACCAGUUUAUCAUCAUGACAACAAGGCCAGCUUAUCAAGAAGGUGUUACAUUCCUGGCUAAUAGACAUUUUGUUAACUGCCAUUUUAUUGAAGUAAAAGGAUUUGAUCAUAAACAACAAAAACUUUACACUGAAAAGGUCUUUAGAGCAUUAGAAACUGAUGAAAAUAUCUGCAAGAAGCUCAUUGGUUUAUUUUCGUCAAAACUCCUAAAAUUUGAGCAGAGUCAAAUCUUCCAGGAACACCUGAAGUGGCCUCUUAACCUUGCCAUGCUAUGCUGUCUCUGGAGAGCAGAUAAGAAAGUAUUUAGCAGGAUCACAUCUGCCACCAAACUGUAUAUGGAAUUCUUCAAACACUGGGAAAGUGAAUUGGCCAGACGUCUGAAGCUGGCAAGUGACAGUGGUGGUAAUGAAUUUCAAGAAAAACUUGAGAUUCUGAUACUGUUUCUUGGGAAUAAGGCAUGGAAUAUGUUCCUAAAGGAGGAAAACACACUUGACAAAGAAUCCUAUGCUAUGAUUGAACAUAAUUGCAAAGAGGAGAAUAUUAAUGUUCAAGAGUUUUUUUCUGCUUUCUUCAUGUGCCAAGUGGAUGAAGAUUGGAAUACUGAAAAAGAUGUGUAUAAAUUCCUGAACAAUAAUCAAGUGGAAUACCUUGCUGCAGGAUUCUUAGCCGUAAAAAUCAGGCAAAAAGAAACAAAGCUGGAAGACAUUCAGGAGGAAAUUGGAGACAUAGAUAAUUACCAAAACUUCUUAGGAUAUCUGGUAGGACACCUUGUGCUUUGCAGCCAGCAUGAAUCAGACCUACUUCACUCCAAUAUGCAGUGUCUUCUAGACCUGUUUGAUUCUGCAGAAGUACCAAAGGACAACUAUAACUAUUGGUGGAAUAUAUUUAUUGAAUCACAACACAAUGAGAUAUUGGGUAUGAAGAUUGCUAGUGAGAAACUUCCACAAGAUAAGUGGGUUCUUAAUGCUGAGCAAGUAGUUUCAGGUCUUAGACUUCUAAGCUAUACACCAGUGGUUCUAAAAUGUCUUAUAAUUGAAAUAUCUUCAGAUAUUGAUCCACACAAUAUUAAAUACUUUAAAAAUCUAAUGAAGGAGCUUAGAAUAAAACUAGAAACUCGUCAUGAUAAGACACAUCCAAUUUCAGUUGAACUCCAUUUUUGGCAUCACUAUGAAGAGCAGCAUGACAAGCCUUCAGAUGAGUUUAUAGAGACUUUAUUCCCUUGGGGCCAUCUGACCAAUUUUACAGGUAGCAUCGGAAACCCUAAGAACGGGAAAGAUGUCUUAAGCUACUGCAUGAAAUUGAAGUCUAUUAAAGUUCAGGUGAUGACCGUUGCAGCUUUAAAAUCACUUAGCCGCAGUUUGAAUGGCUUCUAUAAAUCUCUCAAGUAUAUAUGCAUUGUCCUUGCACUCCCAGACGAAAUCCCUCUCAAAGAAUAUCCACAGCUGAAGAAAUUCAACAAUUUGGAGCUUUGUGUGAAAGGCAUUCAAGAUGUUAAUAAAGGACCAUGGGCAGAUGUCAUCAAACAUAUGUAUGGAGAUAAAGAAAUGCCAAACACUGACUGCAGAAAAGUAAACAGGCACCUGAGAACAUCAUGAAGCUGGUGAAAAAUGUACAUGGUUCUUUCCAAGAAAUGAUUGUGCAAAUCAAUACUUAUGGCAUAUUCAAAAACUUGUGUUCCAUAUUUGGUUUCAAUAAAAAGUUUGUCCA
Penaeus chinensis is the source of this 3490-nucleotide messenger RNA. RefSeq lists its product as uncharacterized. Lineage: Eukaryota; Metazoa; Arthropoda; Malacostraca; Decapoda; Penaeidae. The coding region runs from base 496 to 3378 and encodes 960 amino acids. The transcript has 3 exons. The record is from RefSeq and is a predicted model, not a curated record.